AUUUCUGUUAUAAUAAACCCCCACCUUUCCUCCACUAUCUGAUAAAGCGACUUUUUUCUUAGUUUCAUUAUUAGCAAGUGCACAGAAAAGCAGGAAGGAGGAAGACCUCAACACGGGACUUGCAUCUGGAAAAUGAGAAUGAAUGUAGUAUGAUAUAUUGAUGAAUGGCCGGGCCCCUGCCCUCAGCUCUGGCCGAGUCCCUGAAGCUGUACGAGGCUCAGUUCUUCGGCUUCACGCCCCAGACCUGCAUGCUGCGGGUGUACAAUGCCUUCCAGGACAGCCUGUACGAGAUCAUGCUGAUCGUGGAAACCGUCCUGGUGAAGAAGAUCAGGGGGCCCGAGGCCGCCGGGGAGGUGGACAGCCAGACGAGGCAGCGCACGCAGAAGCUGCUGACCUUCCUGCAGAAGCGCAUCAGCCGCCUCACGGGCCGCAUGGAGCGUUUUCUGCAGAGCAGCGUCCUGCAGGUGCCGGCCAACGUGCUGCUGCCCGAGGACGCGGCGCACCAGCAGCACCCUCGGGGCCGGGAGCGGCUGGUGAAGCUGGAAGCGGAGCUGGCCGCCUUGCAGCUGCGCUACCAGGCUGAGGUGGGCGCCAGGCAGGCCCUGCUGGCGGAGCUGGAGGAGCAGGAGGCGGUGCAGGCGGAGCUGGCCGGCUUGCUGAAGUGCAUUUCUGAAGUGCGGGCCGCCUACGCGCGGGGCGGGAUGGGUUGGGUCCAGGAGAGCUUCACCUACGUGCUUAAGACUGCCAGGCGCAUCCAGGACGCACUGAAGGAGAUCGGCAGCAAGGCUGAAGGGCUGGAUGAGCUGUGACACCUAUUGCUUCGGCUGCACGCUGUGGGACGUGUCCAUGAAAAGGUCGUUUCCCGUCUAAUGCAAUUUGGAAAAGGAACAAUUUCCCGACCGUCUCUGCAGUAGAUCUUGGACUGAUCGGGUGGGAACACGGUCGCAUAAGCUUUCCCUUACAAUUGGACAGUUGUUUUCUACUUGAUGUUUUCUACUGCUUUCAACUCUUUGUUUCUUAUUGUAUGGUUUCAGUUUAAAUUAAAUAAAGAUGAUUCUUUUCAGCUUUAAUGUA
This is a messenger RNA of Lepisosteus oculatus (spotted gar), 1074 nucleotides long. RefSeq names its product MIS12 kinetochore complex component (gene mis12). Gene Ontology annotation, biological process: mitotic sister chromatid segregation; kinetochore assembly; mitotic cell cycle. Gene Ontology annotation, cellular component: nucleus; MIS12/MIND type complex; chromosome, centromeric region. NCBI's taxonomy places the organism in Eukaryota, Metazoa, Chordata, Actinopteri, Semionotiformes, Lepisosteidae. The record is from RefSeq and is a predicted model, not a curated record.